AUCUAAUUUAAAUGUUGGUUAAAGAAAUAUGAAAACCAAAAUGUUGCUAAUGUUACACUGCAGGUGGAGCAAGUGGAAUUGGCCUUGAGACAGCAAAAGUAUUAGCAUUAAGAAAUGCUCAUGUCAUUAUUGGAGCAAGAAAUUUAGAGGCUGCAAAUGAAGCAAAACGAACGAUUCUCAACGAAAAAGCAAAUGCACGAGUCGAUGUCUUGAAGCUCGACCUUGCCUCGUUCGACUCCAUAUCUGAUUUCGCCGAUAACUUCCUUGCUCUCGAUUUUCCUCUCAACAUCUUAAUAAACAAUGCCGGCCACUUCUACUUGACAAACCUACUGCUCGAAAAGAUGAAGGACACGGUGAAAUCUAUGGGCAUCGAGGGUAGAAUCGUAAAUUUGUCGUCGAUAGCACAUCUUCAUUCGUACGAAGAAGGGAUCAGGUUUGAUCAGAUUAAUGAUGAAAGCAGUUAUGAUGAUAAAAAAGCAUAUGGGCAGUCCAAACUGGCCAAUCUAUUGCAUGCCAAUGAACUUUCACAGCGCCUGCAGAAGGAGGGAGCUAAUAUUACGGUGAACUCGGUGCAUCCAGGACUUAUAAACACGAAUCUUUUUCGAUAUUCUGGAUUACUAGUUAAGAUCUUGAGGCUUGCCACUUAUUUACUGUGGAAGAACAUCCCUCAGGGGGCAGCCACGACGUGUUAUGCUGCUCUUCACCCGAGCUUGAAAGGCGAAACGGGAAAGUAUUUUGUCGACUGUAAUGAAUUCAAGCUUAGCAGAUUCGCGAGAAAUGAGGAUUUGGCCAAGAGACUCUGGGAUUUUAGCUGCAGCUUGGUUCAUGCAGCUAAAAGAAACUGAAAUUGCUUUGUUGGCCUAUGGAAAGUCUAGUGAUCUCAUGUUCAGAGACAAAUUGUGUUCUGCAAUUUUCUAUUUAGUAUUUUACUUGGGAAAAAAAAAAUGAAUAGCUUAUGAAUUUGAGGUAUUUUGGAAGUUCAAUCAUGGAU
This is a messenger RNA of Striga asiatica, 991 nucleotides long. The record is from the annotation of a GenBank genome assembly. NCBI's taxonomy places the organism in Eukaryota, Viridiplantae, Streptophyta, Magnoliopsida, Lamiales, Orobanchaceae.